Diaporthe amygdali is the source of this 1671-nucleotide messenger RNA. RefSeq lists its product as uncharacterized. The transcript is spliced from 3 exons. The record is from RefSeq and is a predicted model, not a curated record. The coding region runs from base 1 to 1671 and encodes 556 amino acids. Lineage: Eukaryota; Fungi; Ascomycota; Sordariomycetes; Diaporthales; Diaporthaceae.
AUGGAAGCAGCAGGUCUCGUCCUCGGGGUGAUCCCGGUAGCCAUCCAAGGGUUGAAUACUUAUCGCGACAUCGUUUCGUCCAUCAAGAACGCUAGGCGUGACCUGGACUGUCUUCUUCGUGAUCUCAAGACGGAGCACCAAAUCUUGCAGAAUACAUGUGAAAUCCUGCUCAAAGGCAUCGCACCAGACAGUGUCCUGGAUGUUAUGAUCGAGGAGCCUUUUGGAGCGGACUGGGAUGCCUAUAACAACGAGGUUCAUCUUCGGCUAUGGCGAUCUUCAACUGUGUUUAAAGAGCGCGUCGAGGAGAUGCGUGAAGCUGCGUUGGAUCUGCAGCGGAAGUUGGCCAUCGAUGGAGAUGGAAAGACAAGAUUUUCAGAUCGUGGCACGAUACUGAAAGAAUGGAAACACAAUGCUCAUUUCAGUCUCAACAAAAAAGACUACAGAGACAUUCUGGCUCGUCUCAAGGACGGCAAUGCCGUACUAAACACACUCGCCACUCAGAACAGCGAGCUUGAGCCGACGCGGCGAUCAAGGUCUCAAGCCAAGCUAGCGCAUAUUAUCCGGAAACUUUCGCAGGAAGUAUACGCGGCGUUUCGGAAUGUCUUGACAUGUAGCUGUCCUCAUAAUCUCGGGCUGGGAAUGGCUGCCGUUUCUAGAAAAGAUGUCAUACUCCCUGGGACCGAUGGUCAAUGUGCGGCAAGGACUAUUCCACUUGAUAUCAUGCUUGAGAGCGGCGGAAAAACGCAGAGAUGGAACAGACUACGUGUUCAGCUGGCCGACGAGAAAGCAAGGCCACCGAUGCCGCCUACAGCUAAAUCCACGGCUAGCUUAUCCCGGUCAAGAUCACCGAAAAAGACACAGUACUCAUCCUACCUAUCAGCCUCAAUACAACUCAGCUCCGAGACCCUACCAUCCGCCAUAACUGACCUCUGCCACACACUUCAAAAGGGAAAAUACAAGACCUCUGCCACUUCAGACUGCUUCGGGAAUAUCUCCUGCAACUCGCGCAGAUUCAAUCUCUACCACCAGGACUGUCAACCAGACCAUCUCAGCGCAAUAAGCCUCAGUACGAUCUUGGAAAUCCAAGGAAAUGGAGGAGACCUAAAAUUCAACUACACAGAGCGGCUGAAACUGGCACUGGCACUGUCAUACAGUGUGCUGCACCUCUACAAGACUCCUUGGCUUGCAAAGACAGUCACACCACAGGACAUUGUCUUCCUAAAGGAGCAGCAACAGGCUUCCCCAAACGCAGCCUCCUACCUCGGCCGACCAUUCUUGGCGAAGACACCACCCAGUUCAACGAGCGCGAGCCAGUUCCAAUCCACACAGGCAGAGGGCAGGCCCAUAGACCUGACCAUCCUUUCCCUCGGCCUACUUCUCAUUCAGAUCAUGAUAGGGCGCCAAAUCAGUGACCUAGCCCUCACCCCAGAUAUGCAUAUUAAGUCGACCCUGUCCAAGAAAGAGAUAGCCUCGAAGUACAUCGCCUCCGUGAUGGAGAGCGGCGGUAUGAACUACGCGGGCGUGGUACAGUGGUGCCUCGGGAGCAUACUGUCUGUGGCCUGUCUAGAUGACGAGAAGUUCGCACAGGAUUUCUACAACGCUGUGAUUAUGAGAUUAGAGGGUGACUUAGGGCUGCAGUCGUUAAUGACGGUUUCUGGAAGCGAGACGUAG